GCGUGUGUCAGCGCGCAGCAAAGUAUAAAAAAAAAAGAAAAUCACAAUAAAAAAUCAACUUAAGCGUUGCCACAACACAAUUUCAAGCGACACAAUAAAAUUAUGUUCACCUAAUGCGGCAAUAAUUGAGCGAGAUUUCAGCUAAUUUAAAUGCUAGUGCAUACUCAUUAAUACGAAUAUAAUACAUAAACAAAGUGUUUUGAAUAAUUGAUAAAAGCAUCGCUGAGUGGCAACAGUUCCUUCCUUUUUUUUGUCGAAUGAUAUCGAUUUUCCGUUACAUCGUUAUACACACACUCUGACCGAGUUUAUACACGCCCCUCUUUAAGACCAACCACCACAACCUCCCCAAACACACACAGCCACAGACACAUACAUACGCACACAGCCAGCCAGGGGCAGAGGCUGCACUCCUCACUCCUGUGUGUGGGUGCGUGUGUGCGGAGUGAAAGUCAACAUUGACUAAUUGUUGCUUGUUGUUGUUGACUGUGGGAAACUGUAAAAUCGGAAAAGUGGGAAAGGCGUGUUUGAUAAAAGGUUUAUUAAUUAAUUUCACGCCGUAACGUCGCAUUAAGAAGCAUGAUUUAUAUGGCACUGAUUCAAUAGGGACGGACAAACAUUUUAGGGACACAACUGUAUAUAGCAUUAACGGCUUAGUGGAAUCACACCAAUCGCUGCUUGAGUAGAGCUGAGCUUUGCUGUCCGUGCGAGUGUGCGUGUCAACAUGGUAGGACAAAUGCGGCUGCUAUUCCAAUGUACGCAUACAGUGGGCGUCGUAAGCUGUUUGAUGCUGGCUCUGCUGGUCCAGACAAUGGCGCAGGGUACACCGCAACAGGUGUGCCCGGAGCAGGCUGAUAUUGCUCCCUGUAUAUGCACCGUCAAGAAGAAUGGACUGGAUGUAUUGUGCGAGACGACGGACCUGUCGCAUAUUGCCAAAUCCAUGGGCACAUUGAAGGGCAAAAGUCCAAUCAUAUUCUAUUUGAAGCUGCGACACAAUAAUUUGCCCAAGCUGCAGGGAUUUGUAUUUCUGGCUCUAGACAUACGUCAUCUGACAAUACACAACAGCAGUUUAGCAGCCAUCGAGGAGAAUGCAUUAAGUUCGCUUGGAAAAGGACUCACACAGCUGGAUGUUUCAUUAAAUCAAAUGAAAACGGUUCCAUCGCAAGCUUUGCAACAUUUAUAUCAUUUGUUGAUUUUGAACUUGAAUCACAACAAAAUCACCGUAAUUCAUAAUAACGCUUUUGAGGGCCUGGACACGUUGGAGAUUCUAACGCUCUAUGAGAACAAAAUAUCACAGAUUGAUCCUGAAGCGUUCCGCGGGCUAGAGAAAAAACUGAAGCGCUUGAACCUGGGUGGUAAUGAGCUUACAAGUGUGCCACAAAAAGCGCUCUCCAUACUGGAUACGCUAAAGAAACUCGAGAUACAGGAGAACAAAAUACGAACGAUCAGUGAAGGAGAUUUUGAAGGUCUUCAGAAUUUGGAUUCUUUGAUAUUAGCACAUAAUAUGAUUACAACUGUGCCUGCAAAUGUAUUCACACACUUGAGUCUACUCAACUCGCUGGAGCUGGAGGGCAAUAAGAUUAGUGUAAUUGACAAAGACGCGUUUAAGGGACUAGAGGAGAAUCUGCAAUAUUUACGUUUGGGCGAUAAUAAUAUAAAUGCCAUACCCAGUGAGGCAUUGCGCCCAUUGCAUCGUCUACGCCAUUUGGAUUUAAGAAAUAACAAUAUCAAUGUGCUGGCCGAUGAUGCAUUUACUGGAUACGGCGAUUCCCUCACCUUCCUUAAUCUGCAGAAGAACGACAUUAAAGUACUGCCCAGUACCCUCUUCGAGAACCUCAAUUCGCUGGAGACAUUAAAUUUGCAGAAUAAUAAAAUGCAACGCAUUCCACAGGAUACAAUGGAACCGGUCAUCGAUACAUUGCGCAUAAUUGAUAUCACUGACAACCCAUUAAACUGUUCGUGUGAAUUGAUUUGGUUCCCUAAGCUGCUGGAGGAUCUGAAGAACAAGGACGAUGAAAUGUCACAAAAGAAGAAGCCACUGUGCCACAUGUCGUUGGAUAAUCGCGAAUAUUUCGUACAAGCGAUGCCCAUCGAGAAGAUGCACUGUGCUGGCCUCAAUGUGAGUCCCUCACCCACCAGCGGCGGUCUAAUGCGGAUACUGCAAGUGAACAUUUUGGCCCAAUUGGCCAUGGGUAGCGUGGCCUUUCUGAGUAGCAUUUAAAUAUAAAUGCGAAGCUCCCUAACUAAAAGCAGCAUACGCAAACGUAUCGUAAUUGCAUUCACACAUUUCCCGUUUUUGUUUUGUUAUGUUUGCUCUGCUCCGUUUAUCCAUAUUGAUGGAUCAUCAUUAGAUCAGAUCAGAUCAUUAGCCGAAGUGAUACCUAUUAAGCCCAGCCAUACCAGCCCACCCCGCUCCCCCGAUUCCCAAUUCCCAAAUGUCCAAUUUUAUGUAUGUCUACAAGCCAUUUCUGUGUUGUUGUAUUGUAUUUUUUAUUAUAGAUAAUAGUGAAUCCGUGAAUUAUGCAACUCUGGCAAUUGUUAGACACAAUAUGCACGCAACAACAGCAACAACAACAACUUCCCACUCAAAAACAAACAAGCUGCAAUAUCACCCGCAAGUGCCCCAUCGAAACUGAAUUACACAAAAAUGCAAGACAAAAUCUAAAAGCAAAAUAACUAUUAUAAAAAGCAAACACCCACCUUGUUAAAUUAUAUAUCGUUGUGAUGCCAAUAUAAUGAAUUGUGCUAUAAAGACAGAGAUAAUUUCGAAAGGUAAUCAUAAAAUAUCCAUUUAAUACGCACACAGAACAUUUCAGACAUUCGAAACAGUAGCCCGACAAAAA
Messenger RNA from Drosophila navojoa, 2840 nucleotides. RefSeq lists its product as uncharacterized. Gene Ontology annotation, molecular function: protein binding. Lineage: Eukaryota; Metazoa; Arthropoda; Insecta; Diptera; Drosophilidae. The record is from RefSeq and is a predicted model, not a curated record. Gene Ontology annotation, cellular component: plasma membrane.